Molecule: messenger RNA, 9062 nt
Organism: Nerophis ophidion (straightnose pipefish)
Lineage: Eukaryota; Metazoa; Chordata; Actinopteri; Syngnathiformes; Syngnathidae
Gene: tkfc
Product: triokinase/FMN cyclase
Exons: 18
Coding region: 7475-8998 (507 amino acids)
Biological process (GO): glycerol catabolic process
Cellular component (GO): cytosol
Molecular function (GO): ATP binding; glycerone kinase activity
Source: RefSeq, a predicted model, not a curated record
AUAGUAAGUUCAAUUUUUGAUCCUUUGGGCUUUCUGUCUCCAGUAAUAUUGCCUGCUAAAAUAAUUCUGAAAGAUCUAUGUCGGCAAAGAUAUAAUUGGGAUCAAGACCUGCCUGACACAGUGAUUGAGAGAUGGAAAAAGUGGAUCUCAAGUUUGGCACAGCUUGAAAAUUUUGGAGUUGACAGAUGCGUCAAGUUGAAGAAGUUUGGUGUGCCAGCCUUUGCGCAGCUUCAUCAUUUUGCUGACGCAAGUGAAGACGCCUACGGAACCACAAGCUACUUGCUGACACGCUUUUCAACAGGUGAAGCUCAAUCCACCUUGAUCAUGGCAAAGACAAGGGUGGCGCCCCUAAAAUCUCAGACUAUUCCUCGAAUGGAAUUGACUGCAGCCACAGUUGCGACAAAGAUGGAUAAGCUUCUGAGAAAAGAGCUUGAGCUGGAAAUCCAGGAGUCUAUCUUUUGGACAGAUAGCACGGCGGUGCUCAAGUACUUAAACAGUGAGUGUACCCGAUUCAAGACGUUUGUUGCAAGCAGGGUCGCAGCAAUCCUGGAGCACUCUAGAACAUCUCAGUGGAGAUAUGUUAACACCACUCUGAAUCCCGCUGAUCACGUUUCAAGAGGACAGACUGUGGAAGCAUUUUUGAAAAAUGAGAGCUGGCUCUCAGGACCAAGUUUCUUGCUCAGCUCACAAGACCAGUGGCCUAAAAAUCCAGAUCCUGGAAUGCUGGAUAUGGACGACCUAGAGGUCAAAAAAGUGACUCAUGCAUAUGCCAUUCAAACAGGAGAAGCCAAAGAUUUUGUGGAUAAACCAUUAUUCUUCUUGGACAGCAUUGAAGCGUGCUGUAGCCUGGUUUCUAAAACUCAAAGAUCUACUGAAAGAGCUAAAGGAAAAGAGAAAAGAACUAAGAACAUCAGGAGAAGAAAGUAAGAUGCUUGAAUUCAAGAAAGAUAUUGAAGGAAAGUGUCUGACUUGUGAUGACAUGACUAGAGCAGAAACAGAAAUUGUGAAAUUCUGCCAAAGACAAAGUUUCAAGGAAGAUUGGGCGAUGCUGGAGAAAAAUCAAAGAGUAAAGAAAAGUAGUUCACUUUUCAAGUUAAAUCCAAUUCUUCAAGAUGGAAUUAUGAGAGUUGGCGGAAGGUUGAGCCGUGCAGCAAUGCCUAACAACUCCAAGCAGCAAGCUAUAUUGCCUAAGGAUUCACACAUCACAAGGCUUGUGUUGAGACAUAUGGAUGAGCUAACAGCUCACGCUGGAAGGAAUCACAUGAUGGCAAAUCUACGUCAAAAAUUUUGAAUACCUGGAGUCAUUGGAGCCAUCAGAAGGUUUCUGUCCAGGUGUGUCAUCUGUAAAAGACUCCACGGAGCUGCUGGAAAGCAACUCAUGGCAGAUCUACCAACAUGCAGGGUCCUACCUGACGAUCCACCUUUCACAAGAGUUGGUGUGGACUACUUUGGUCCGUUCCAAGUGAGGAGGGGAAGAGGACAUGUAAAGAGGUAUGGCGUCAUCUUCACGUGUCUUGCAUUAAGAGGCGUACAUCUGGAAGUCGCAUCCUCACUCAACACCGAUGCCUGUCUUAACGCAAUCAGAAGAUUUCUCGCCCGGAGAGGACAAGUCAAAGAGAUCUAUUCCGAUAACGGAACCAACUUUCGGUCAGCUGACAGCGAAAUGAGGAAAUCCAUCAAAGAAUGGAACACCAAGAAGAUUUACGAACAUUUGCUACAACGAGGUGUCCAGUGGCAUUUCAAUCCACCAGCAGGAUCUCACCAUGGAGGAAGCUGGGAGCGGCUAAUCCGUUCAGUGAGAAAAAUAGUGAGUGUUACCGUAAAGGAACAAGUUUUGGAUGAAGAGGGUCUUUGUACCUUGUUUUGUGAAGCUGAAGCAGUCAUAAACGGCAGACCCAUAACAAAGACUUCUUCAGACCUCAACGACUUGGAGGCUCUCACACCCAACCAUCUGUUAUUGCUGAAGGUCAAACCUGAGCUACCUCCAGGAGUGUUUCAUCCGUGCGACCAAUACGCCAGUCGCAGAUGGAAACAAGUGCAAUACCUUGCGGAUAUCUUUUGGAAACGCUGGUGUAAGGAAUACCUAGCGCAGCUUCAAGAACGUCAGCGAUGGUCUUCACCUAAAAGAAACUUUCGUGUUGGAGACGUGGUGCUGAUCGUGGACGAAACCUCACCCAGAAAUUCCUGGCCACUUUGAAGAAUUCUAGAGACUUUUCCUGGUGGAGACGGACUUGUUCGUCAGGUUAAAGUGAAGACUAAGACUAACGAGCUUCAUCGCCCUAUUACAAAGCUAUGUCUUCUUCAGGAAGCUGAAGAUAAUUAAAGUAUGGCGACGAAGCAAAGACCCAGAGUGGAAUGGGGCAAGGACUACAAGCUUUUUGAGAAGUACAAAGGCUAUUUAGGCACCUUAAAUUUUGAGUUAACACGUUUAAGUAAUUGUUUCAAGGACAUUGAUAAGAAUUAGGGGCCGGUAAUGUAGGAGCCUAAAUAUUGUUUAAAUUAUUUUACAUUUUAUGGAAGGUGCUUUAUGUUUAUUCAGCCAGAAGGGGACUAUUUACUUUAUUUGCAUGAUAAGAAAAUGUAUAUAUUGAAUGCUUAGAGUAAUUAUAUAAAUCUCAAUUUAGGUGUAAUUAUUACAUUUGUCAAAAUGAUUUGAUGACGUAACUGUUUUAAGUGCAUAUAUGGCGGAAGGAUCUGUGUGGUAAGGGGGUUUUUGGACGCAAGGUGUCAUGGGUAAUUGCUGUCAGGUGCGGUGGAAUCGAGCCACACAGUUUUUUGACCUCACUCAUACUUAUUCUCAUUCAUACUUUUUCUAACUAGUACUGCAACAAAUUCUCUUUAUUUUGUCAUUCAUUUUUUCCCACAUCGUGACUGUUUUAUGUUUUGAAUUAUUAAGAUCACAAGUAAACCAUACAAACGAAGAAGAACAUCUGGAGUUUUGUUUUGUUGUUGCCGCAGCAAGCGGAAUGAAUGUGAUAGUAGAGGAGCGUCAAGCUUAAGGCUACUUUAGGAAUCUACACUCAAUUUACCUUUAACUCUGUGUUAUUAUUAAUAAUUAAUGACAUGUAUCUUUGUGGAAACACUGAUCAUCUUAAUGAUUUCUCACAAUAAAUAUAUAUUUUUGAUGUCAUGUUUUAAAUAGGAUAAAAUCCAAUCUGCACUUUUCUAGCUGUAAAUAUACUCCUCCCCUCUUAACCACGCCGCCCAACCCCCCGCCAAACCCCAACCACGCUACCCACCCCCCCACCUCCCGAAAUCGGAGGUCUUAAGGUUGGCAAGUAUGGUUAUGGACGUAGUUUGACAUGUACUUCGGUAUCAAGGAGGUGUAGCGAAUUUUAAAGACAAGGCUCAGUGCAAGUUGUUUUACUCUGUCCUUUACCCUGAGCCAGCCUACUUUGGAGAAAUGGGUAGGAGUGAGAUGUAAUUACGGGUCGAGGUCUAGAAGUAACCUGACUAGCUUGUUCUGGGAUGUUUGAAAUUGAGAUUUGAGGGUUUUGGAGGUGCUGGGGUACCAGGAGGUGCAUGUGUAGUCAAAAAAGGUUUGAGUGAGAGUUCCAGCUAGAAUAUUCACGGUGCUUUUGUUGACCAGAGACGAGAUUUUGUAGAAAAAUCUUGUUCGUUCGUUGACCUUUUUGAUUACCUUGGUUGGCAUUUUAUCACAGGAAAGAUUAGCCAGUAGAAUGGAAUCUUGGUAGGUGACCUCAUCUUUCCUGGUGAUAACAAUGUCACCCACUUUAAUAGUGAAGUCACUGACUUUCUUAAGGUUGAUGUGGGACCCAAAUAGGAUGGAUUCCGUUUUACGUACGUGUAUGGAUAGCUUAUUGUCAGCGAGCCAGGUGCAAAUUCUACAGAGUUCGGCACUGAGGAUUUUUUCCACCUGUGACUUGUCCUUGCCGGAUACCAGCAGGGUACCGAGUCAUCCGCAAACAGAAACAAUUCACAGUCGCAUGCUGAUGACAUGUCGUGUUAUAAGGUAUACACCUACUAAUAAAUUAAAAAAGAUACUAUACCGCCUUUGAAAACUACCGGUAUGAUUUUUGCAAGUAGAAACGGCGUGAAGAGGAAGAAUGGCAAAGAUACCGGCAAUUCUACUUGUUAAUAAAGAGUGUGCGUGAGGUGCAUCAUGGAAGUAUUUUGGCUCCAAAACUAUUGAUAAAAGGAAACGUACACGGAAACGCUGCAUGCGUGGCUUUAAAACAUGCCUCGCCAAAGGUGGCGACUAAUAUUACCACCUUUGCUUCAAACUAAGGUAAACAUUUAAAUAACAAGAAUUCAGAGCCGCACAAGGAGUUUAAAGAGUGACAGGUAAUAAUGUAGUUAACUAGCUCCCCUGUUGUGCAUAUACAGACACGUAGACGCACACACAGCUGCUUGGCUUGUUGUCAAUUAUUAGAGCCAUCUUUUGAAAAAGUAUCGAAAUACAUUUUGGGACUGUAACUGGUACAAAAAUAUUGGUAUGUGACACCCCUGGUUCCUAGUAUAACUUACUUAUUAUUAGAAUAUCUUUAUCGUUAGUGCAAAUGUCCGAUGAACAUUUUGUCAACUUUGUAUGUUUAACUCGGUCAAAUUCUUUGUUGUAAUCAAUAAAAUAGAAGCAAAUGUCUUUGUGUACUUCUAUUAAUCUACUGAAAUAAAUAUCAAUAUUUGUCAAUUAAACUGUUUUAUAAAUUUAUUUUGUGUAUGAUUACAAUAUUUUUUCAAACAUUUUGUUUAAGUAAAAAUCAGUUAAUUUGUAUAUAUUCUAUUUCAAAACAGGUUAGCAACCUGAUAUGAGGCUGCCGCUAGUCCUUCUUCUCUGUUUCGUGCGCAAGAAAAUUUAACCAGGUUUAGUGGACUCUGCCUAGUCCUGAGUGAACUCUAUGAAUGCAGGGCAAGGCAGUGGCAAGUAAUUCCUACAUAAAUACAGAAACUGAGAGGCAUCAGCAAGAGGGGGGCGUGUGAGCUAUAAUGUGCUUGUUGCUCGUCUCUUUCCAGAGAAGAAGCCAUCAUAUUUGUUUCUUUAUUGACAUAAACAAAAAGCAGCGCAUGCAUUAAAUAAUGAAAAUAUGUAGAUAGAUAUAGAAAGAUAUAUCAAAGCUCAAAAAUGUCUUCAAACUAGACUUUGACAAAACAGAGGCUUAUCAUACUUUUACAACAAGGUAAGUUUGCCUCCAGAAGAAUAGGGACAUGUACCUCAGCUACAAAUAAAAGGUACGAUCACAAAUGUUUUAUAAUUUUACUGCAUAUAGGUAAAUAAACAGGACUAAGAAGUGAUUAACACAAUUUUUCUGAAAGUGAAUUAUUCCCUUGUUUUUGUUUUAUUCUCUUAAUGAGUGGCAUGUAUUAGCAGUGAUUAGAUCAUAUGAAUUUAAAGUAAUUUAAAAAACAACUCCAAAAGCAGCAAUGCCUCACUGAAGUGAACUUCACAGCCCAUCACUGGUUUAACGGUACAUUUGUAAUCUGAUUUUUCCCUAUGAAACUUAUCAGGAUUUCCCACAUGAUAGACAUUAAGUUAGGGAUGAGAAGUGUUUAUCAUGUCACGUGUCUACUACCUAAACAAAUACAGUGCAGCCCAGCCUCGGAGAUGCCAAAGCUUGUAAACCCUCCUAUGUCGAUGAAAGCAGUGUGUCGCUAUUGUUCAGUAGAGUUGGGAAACAGGGCUACAACCUGGAACUAGUAAUGCUGCACUUUAAUCAAUAAAUUACUUUCAUUUACUAAAUAUUACCAAACAUCCAUACAAUUUACACUGAUACUGUUGCACUUGUCUACAUUGUUGAACUUUCUUAAAAAUAAACCUUGUAAAUGAAGGGCGCCCAAAGUACGUUUAAUGCUUCAGCAUAAUGCAAAAAUAAAAUCAGAUAAUCAUUAAUAAGAUAUCAGAAAUGUUACAGUAAUAAGUGUGGUCAGCUAUAACACAAAGCUAAGAUGUGGAUGCUUUGUUCAGAGAGCUUAGCAUAUAUUGACCUACAUUGGAUUAGUUUUAGCAUAUUUAAUGUACAAAAUGCAACAAUGUGACAUCCUUCAAAUAUUAUAUUUGUUUUUUCUAGAAUGGUUUUUCUUAGUAGAAUUACUUGCCAGCAGUUUGUAGUUGAUAUGUUUCAUUUCAAAUAAAUACAAACGUUCAAACAAACUCAAGCAAUUUUAGUUUUAUAUUUUGUUACCUUACCGUACCCAAAAUGAACCAAACCCUGAUCUUAAAACCGACGGAGAGGACUGAGAGGUGGAGGCCAGGGAAAAUGGAGGCAAGGCAGACAGGAGGAUGACAUUCCAAGGAUGAGGAACAUGAGCAAGGAGGAAAAGCAGGUAAAAAAGGCUCCGAAGAGGAAAGGAAGAAUACAAAGAGAGCAGAGGAACAUAGGAAGAAGAGACUCAAGGGGACGGCCGUGAAUGACGGGAAGGGGAAGACGUGCCAGGGGCAGGGACAGUGUUGGGUUGGCAUCGGCGCCGACGCGGCCGUAACCCGGCGACCGCGGGGUCAAGCCUUUGUGGGAGCUAAGGCUUGAAGCAAGUUUACAGGACGUAAAUAAGGCAAAAGGGACAACAGGGACCUGCAAAGAGAAUGGCAGCACCAGGGUGACAAGUUCAGCCUCAUUGUGCUUGGCCUUCCUUAAGCGAGAACACGCCAGUGGCAUAAAAGAACUCGAAUCCCGCCAGGAACGACUUGAGGAGUUUAUUGUCCUCAUACUUUCGAGUCCCUUUGGCAAUAAUGGCACAAGUUGGUGAGUAAACAUCCCCAUUACGUUCCAGAUUCCCAUUAAUGCUCCACUGUUUGUUUCUACUUUUCACUACAACACGUUUUACAAUUUCACCCACUGGGUCCAAUUUUGUGUGUGUUUGUGUGCAUGUGUGUCUCACGUCAUCAUCCUCUUCAUCCUCCACAUCCAGGAUGCCAGAGUCCAAUUCUGACAGCGGGCCCUCACCCUGCCCGUUGCUCUGCAUGACCCUAGCGGCUGCCAGUGCUUCUCUCCUGUGGCGCCAGCCAACAGGAGAGAUAGAGUUAUCCAGCGAGCGCUGCAGUUGUGCCUGAAACGAACACACCAAACUUUCAGCAUUGCAAUGUUUGGUCUUAUGAACUGGACCAACAGAAAGCAUUCCAUGUUUGUGAGGUUUCAAAAUGAGGAUUUAGGAGGAAAACUCCAGAUGGGACAUCCCAACUGGAGAUCCCGUGAAGUCAUUGGAAGCAGAGGACGCAUUAUUUUCUCCAUGGUUAAGCACGCUGACCCAGCGGGUGCCCUCCGCCACCCUAACUGCAUGCGUACGCAUGUGUGUGUUCAGUAACUAAAUACAGCCCCCAAAGAAGCUAAUCAACUCUGCAGAGGACUGUGUUGACGAGGCUCUCUGUGGCCUUGUCAGGGCCUCCGGUGGCCUUUCUUUGCUGCAGGGCCACCGUGUCAUUCUCCGUUCCGACCUGGACAAUGUGAGGGGAAAAGUGGCACUGCUGGCAGGAGGAGGCUCAGGCCACGAGCCCGCACACGGGGGGUAUGUGGGUGCUGGGAUGUUGUCUGCAGCAGUAGCAGGAGGGGUGUUUGCGUCUCCCCCUCCUGCUGGAAUACUGGCUGCCAUUCUGUGCCUACACAAUGCUGGAGCAUCUGGGGUCCUUGUCAUUGUAACAAACUACACCGGAGAUCGCCUCAACUUUGGACUGGCCACAGAGCAAGCGUGCAACCGCGGUGUGGCUGUCAAUAUGGUCAUCGUUGCUGAUGACUGCGCCUUUAAACGCCCCACGAAGGCAGGGAGAAGGGGCUUGUGUGGCACUGUUCUCAUUCACAAGCUGGCAGGUGCCUUAGCAGACGAAGGCUGCUCAUUGGACCACAUUGUUGCCAUGGUGACAGAGGUGUUAAAGGGCACAGGUACAUUUGGAGUCAGUUUAUCCCCGUGCAGCGUUCCCGGAUGUCGGCCUUCUUUUGAGCUUCCCCCAGGGGAUAUGGAGCUCGGCUUAGGAAUCCAUGGAGAACCUGGUGUCAAAAGGUCAAAGGUGGAUUCUGCAGACCAAGUGGUGUCAGCCAUGAUUGAUCACAUGACCAACGCAGAGAGUCAGUCACACUUGCACCUUAGGAAAGGUGACCAGCUCAUUGUGUGCGUGAACAAUCUGGGAGCGCUGUCAGGUCUGGAGAUGGCCGUGGCGACGCGGGCCGCGAUUAUCAGUCUGGAAAACCGUGGGAUGGUAGUCGCCAGGGUGAUGUCUGGGUCUUUCAUGACGUCGUUAGAGAUGGCUGGAAUGUCGUUGACACUGAUGACAGCCAAUUCGGAAAUACUUAGACUCUUUGAUGCCAAGACCAGUGCCCCUGCAUGGCCAAAUCUCAGCAAUGUGCAUGUGAGCGGACGCAACCAUAUCACAGACGCCCCCAAUGUGCCCACAGGAGUGCACAGCGAUACACAGCCAGAAGGACCAAACAGUGCUAUGAUGCGGGCUGUGUUGGAUAGGGUUUGUUCCACACUUUUGGAAAAACAGGAGGAGCUCAACGCUUUGGAUCGUGCUUCUGGGGACGGUGACUGCGGGAACACACACGCGCAGGCGGCCAGAGCCAUUCGGGUAUGGCUCCAGAGUCACAUAGUCCCCGGUUGCCCCAAGCAACUGUUAUCCACCCUCGCUAAAUUGGUGCAAGUGAAAAUGGGCGGGUCUUCAGGAGCAUUGUACAGCUUGUUCCUCACGGCAGCGGCCGGUCACAUGACAGAGAGGCAAAGCAGUGCUGCAACGUGGGCCUGUGCAAUGCAUGCUGGGAUGCUGGCCAUGAGAAGAUAUGGCGGCGCUGAUCCAGGGGACAGAACCAUGUUGGACGCUCUGUGUCCUGCUGUAGACGAGCUGAUGAAACUAAACACAGCACCUCCCGGUGCAGAAAUGACUAUACUGCAAGCUGCUAUACAGAGAGCUGCUGCUGGCGCAGAAUCCACUCGCAGCCUUGUGGCCAAGGCGGGUCGAGCCAGCUACAUCGCCUCUGAGCGACUCACUCUCCCCGACCCUGGGGCCAAGGCCAUUGUUGCCAUUUUGAAUGCCGUAUUUGAAGCGCUUAAUGAGUAGCGGUAGUAGAACACACAAAGCAGAAUUAACUUUGUGCAUCAAAUAAAGUUUUCAAUACACUGAU